CGUAGGGCACGGAUCAGACCCUCUUGGAGCUGCUCCACAGCCCGCAUGUCCGAGAUACCAGAGCGAUCUGAGGAGCACAGAGGAUGCCAGUAGACCAGCACCACAGCCAUGAAGAGGGCCAUUUCAUCUGGUUCUAGCCCCAGGGAGCCCAACUUCUCACUGAACUCAAACAUUGCAUCCAGCAGGGAACCCAUGCCCAAAGCCCGCAGGGUGGACAGAGGCAUGUCUGCUGCGGUCCUCCUUUACGCCGCUGGGGGGAGCCACAGUGCCAGGAAUCUGCGCACUCGGUAGCUCCCAUCAACGCCCCUGAGCCGCCGGGACACAGUGACGGAUUGGCAACAAACGAGGGUAAUCUGACAAAUGACUGAAAUGAUCUCUGAGGCGUAAAACCAAACGGCGUGCUCCUUGCAAGCUGCUGUGCUGUCAUAGCGGAGGAUCUCUCCGAAGACUGGCCGUGACUUUGCUCUGUCUCCUCCUCACAGCAAAACUUCGGUGCGCUUGUCAGUCAACUCUCUUAAUGUUUCAAACUUCUGGGGAAUGCGCUUCGCUCUUGAAGCCGAGGCUAGACGAGGAAGCUCCGCUCAUCAGACCCUCCCGUCAAGCAAUUCAUCUCUCCGUCUGCCUCACUGACACCGGAGCUGAAAAGUGAACUGGAUGACUCUUCUAAAGUGGAGUCUGGCGUUCCCUCAGUAAACCAGAGGUCCCGUCGUCACUCAUCCAUUCCCCAAACCCUGAGAGCCUUCGAAAGGACACGGAUUUCGACUUUUCCGGGGAUUUCCAGGUGUUGUGAGAGUGUUCCCUUCAGCCAGCGGCCUGCUGCGGACCCCUGGGUGCUCCGUCGUCAUGGCUACCAACAGGGAACAGCAGGUGGGUCACAUGACCGGCUUCCCACCUGCUGUCUACCCCUUCGCCUUCAACUCCAUGAGAAGCCACUCCCCCUUCGACCUGCUGGCCAACAGCAGCCUGUUUGGGAGAUUUGGUGCUGACCUGCCCAAGGAGAUGGCUGCUCUCUCGGUGGAGACCCAGAGCACCAGCUCAGAGGAGAUGGUACCCAGUUCUCCAUCUCCACCUCCCCCACCUCGGGUCUACAAGCCCUGCUUUGUGUGUCAGGACAAGUCCUCAGGGUACCACUAUGGGGUCAGCUCCUGUGAGGGCUGCAAGGGUUUCUUCCGCCGCAGUAUCCAGAAGAACAUGGUGUACACCUGCCACAGAGACAAGAACUGUCAGAUUAACAAGGUCACACGCAACCGCUGCCAGUACUGCAGGCUGCAGAAGUGCUUUGAGGUCGGCAUGUCCAAGGAAGCGGUGCGUAACGACAGAAACAAGAAAAAGAAAGAUGUGAAGGAGGAGGUGGUGCUUCCAGAGAGCUAUGAGCUAAGUGGAGAGCUAGAGGAGCUGGUCAAUAAAGUCAGCAAAGCUCACCAAGAAACUUUCCCGUCACUUUGCCAACUUGGCAAAUACACCACCAACUCCAGCUCAGACCACCGUGUCCAGCUGGAUCUCGGUCUAUGGGACAAGUUCAGUGAGCUCUCCACCAAAUGCAUCAUCAAAAUUGUGGAAUUCGCCAAGCGGCUGCCAGGUUUCACCACCCUCACCAUCGCUGAUCAGAUCACUCUACUCAAGUCAGCCUGCCUGGACAUACUGAUGCUGCGGAUCUGCACACGCUACACUCCAGAACAGGACACUAUGACCUUCUCAGAUGGCCUGACUCUGAACCGGACUCAGAUGCACAAUGCCGGCUUCGGACCGCUCACAGACCUGGUGUUUGCCUUCGCUGGCCAGCUUCUACCCCUGGAGAUGGACGACACAGAAACUGGCCUCCUCAGUGCCAUCUGCCUCAUCUGUGGAGACCGUAUGGAUCUCGAGGAGCCACAGAAAGUGGAUAAGCUGCAAGAGCCUCUACUGGAGGCUUUAAAGAUCUACGCUCGCCGCCGUCGGCCCAACAAACCCCACAUGUUCCCCCGCAUGCUCAUGAAGAUCACCGACCUCAGGGGCAUCAGCACCAAGGGCGCGGAGAGAGCCAUCACUCUGAAGAUGGAGAUCCCAGGGCCAAUGCCUCCUUUGAUCAGGGAAAUGCUUGAGAAUCCAGAGGCCUUCGAAGACCAACCAGAGUGCAAUGACAGCCCACCGCCUCCGCCGCCGCCGCCACCUCCACCGCCAGCCCUCGUCCUGAAGCAGGAGGCCGAGGAUGAGGACGACAGCUGGGCCACAGAGAAUGGCAGCGAGCCAUCGCCGGAGGAGGAGGACGAGGACGACGAUGACGACGUGGGGGAUGAAGAGCGAGACAGGGGCUCGGACAGUGACGGGGAGCCCUGGGGGGUUCUCGACGCCAUAGAUGGCUCGAGGAAAGGCCUUGCUGGGAGGGCACAGUGAACUUUGAAAUUUCAUACAUACAUACAUACACUGAUUCAUGCAUACACACACACACACACACACACACACACACACACAGACAUACGACACAACCUCACUCUCUCCCACCUCAAGAAAAUGCUGGCCUUCCCAUCCUUUACCCCUUCUCUCUCUCCUUACUGCACAUGAUUGUGUUCUCCACAGCGGAGCACAGCAGAGCCUUAUGUGUACAGACACUUCUAACUCAGGCCACAUGGUCCAUGACAAGGAACUACAGAAAGAUAAAGUAAAGGAGAGAUGACAGGAAACCAUAUGAACUCCUGGCAUAGCCAAGAGGGAAGUUAAUGCGACUUGAGAAAGCUAAAUGUCUCUUCUUUUUUUUUUUCCACUAUUGUUGUUUAUAUCUGAAUAGGGGAACGGCCAAACCAGACACCAGAACUGAGCAGUUGAUUCCGAUGGAUUACAACAAGCACAUUUCUCAAAAGAAAACAAGAGUACAGGGCAAAACCAAAUCAAGUAUGCUAAUCUUUGUUUUUGUGGUUAUUGCUUUUGAAUAUUGUUUUCAGCUUUUCUUUUCUUUUUUUUUCAAUUUUAUGAAUAAGUCCAUACAUAUCUAUAUACCAUUAUAUUUUUGUCUUUUAUUUGUUAUUCUGGUUUUAUAUAUGAAUCCUUUUAGACACGUUUUUUUUCUUUGAAGAGCUUUCCUAAGAAGAUAUUCAGAGGGAAAGAAGGGUAAUCAGAACUGGCUGGGUCUUCCUUAACAGCUACAUAUGCUUAGCUGGGGCUUUUUUGGGCACUUUGGCUCACUGUGGAUGUCAAUGAUAAUCAACCCAGAGGACUAUUGUUAUGUUGCAGUGACUUAUCAGUUUCUGUUAUCAGGGAAUUGGCAUUAUUCUAUUUUUGCUCUCGUUGCAGCCAACAUACGCUGUCAAUGCGGAAAAUAAACUUUGUGCCAAAGUUAGGAAAAGUCAUCUUUGGAGCAUGAAUUUGACUACUGGCAGGGACUCCAGCCAUGAUCCAGCGCUCACUUACACCAUGCACUAACACAAAAAAAAAAAACACACCCUCCAUCUAUAUACACACACACAAACACACACAUACAAACACACUCCUUUCACUCUACCCUCAGCUGUUAGCAGAUGUGCCGACCUGGCAUUGAGUGCCCGGACAUAGAUUUACACUUGACCGUAUAUGUAGCACUUUUGUGAUCCUCUAUUCAAGUAAGGCACAUCUCGUCAGCUGAGAGUAGAUUCUAACAUCUGUGAGCUUAUAUCUCCAUCAGCAUGUCCGAACGAUGACAGCAUAUUGAAUACAAUCAACCUUAGAGCACUCCCCGAUGAUGUCAGUAGACAAAUACACAAAAAAAAAAAAACAUCCACACAUCGUAGCAACAUAUGCGUCAUUACAACGAUCAAAGACAUAUGCAAGUCUAAAGCAGGAAUCCUUAUGGAAGAUAUUUUGGAAUCAGACUCAGGGCUUUUCAGUAAGGACCAAACCCUAGCUGCUUGCAGGCACGCUAGAAACAGGCAAUAUUUAUGUGUGUAUUCUUCACUCAGUUUUGAUCGGCUCAACCCCUCUGCGUAUACAUAGAAGGUGACAAGUCUGAACAACAGCAUGGAUGCCAGUCUGACUCUCUUAAAGGGGUGAGCGGGGGGAGUGGGGGGGGGGGGGGGGACAAAUCAUCACCGUCAUCAUCAUCACUGCCCCGCCUGUUCUUGCGCGCUGGCAUCCAUGCAGCAAACUGCCUUCUCAUCCCAAAAGCCAUUAUAUCAUCUUGUCUUCUUGUGUAUACGGUAUCCUCACUUCUCUUUAAACGAUCUGCGGAGGAUUAUGUGUUCUCAUGUAUCAUUUCUAUAUUGCCAAAACGUCUCACUAGGCGAUCAGCUGGGAGAACGCAGCUGAUACACAGUACAGAGGUUUUUUUUCUGUCUCUCUUUGAAGCAAUAUGAACAUUCUUUCUGUAGUUGGUGAGAGGUCCCAUCUUCUGAAUAUGGGCAAGUCUCAUCAUUUUGAGUUGUGCGCGAGUGCGUGUGUGUGUGAGUGAAUGUUUGCGUGUGUGCGUGCGUGUGUGAAUGCUUUAACAUGUUUUCAGUCAUAGGAUGAAUGUCCUCGGUAUGGUGCUGUCACACAUGAAACUUGUGUGAUGACCUCAUCCCUUCUCUCUCUGCUGGGCUGUCAUGAUGUUAAUGAUGGUAAUGCAGGCAGAAUAUUGAGAUUAUGUUGUUUUUUUUUUUGUUUUUGUUUUUCAACAUGGCCAAGGUGUUGUCUACCCUCUGUUUAUGUCAACUCUUGUCAUACAAAGAAAAGCCAUAUAAACAGUAAGAGGCACAAUAAACUACUUUUGUGAGAUUA
This is a messenger RNA of Thunnus maccoyii (southern bluefin tuna), 4704 nucleotides long. It is a transcript of the gene rarga, whose product is annotated as retinoic acid receptor gamma a. The record is from RefSeq and is a predicted model, not a curated record. The transcript has 12 exons. Bases 844 to 2373 code for a protein of 509 amino acids. Gene Ontology annotation, molecular function: nuclear glucocorticoid receptor binding; zinc ion binding; nuclear receptor activity. Gene Ontology annotation, cellular component: nucleus; transcription regulator complex. Lineage: Eukaryota; Metazoa; Chordata; Actinopteri; Scombriformes; Scombridae. Gene Ontology annotation, biological process: retinoic acid receptor signaling pathway; cellular response to corticotropin-releasing hormone stimulus; regulation of transcription by RNA polymerase II.